AUGGAUGACAGAGCCACCUCCAAACUUCUGUUCAGGGCUAUAAUGAAGGGCCAGUAUAAACCAGUGAAGAUUAAUGUGGACGGAGGAGCUGAUAUAAACACCGUCAACAAAAAUGGACAAACUCCUCUGAUGAAGGCUUAUUUGGAAUUGGACACGUCUUCCACACCAACCAUCGACACAUCUUCUGCCAGUUAUCUAGCUUCAUCGCAAACUGAAUAUCAAACUAGAAUAAUGGAUGACAGAGCCACCUCCAAACUUCUGUUCAGGGCUAUAAUGAAGGGCCAGUAUAAACCAGUGAAGAUUAUUGUGGACGGAGGAGCUGAUAAAGACACAACCAACGAAAAUGGACAAACCCCCCUGAUGAAGGCUUAUUUGGAAUUGGACACGUCUUCAACACCAACCAUCGACACAUCUUCUGCCAGCUGUGUUGCUUAA
Molecule: messenger RNA, 435 nt
Organism: Mizuhopecten yessoensis (Yesso scallop)
Lineage: Eukaryota; Metazoa; Mollusca; Bivalvia; Pectinida; Pectinidae
Product: protein TANC2-like
Exons: 3
Coding region: 1-435 (144 amino acids)
Molecular function (GO): protein binding
Source: RefSeq, a predicted model, not a curated record